Messenger RNA from Osmia lignaria (orchard mason bee), 3582 nucleotides. RefSeq names its product armadillo repeat-containing protein 6 homolog. The record is from RefSeq and is a predicted model, not a curated record. Gene Ontology annotation, molecular function: protein binding. Lineage: Eukaryota; Metazoa; Arthropoda; Insecta; Hymenoptera; Megachilidae. Gene Ontology annotation, biological process: hematopoietic progenitor cell differentiation.
CAGGAGUUGACAAUAUACACUCCAUGAAACCGACUAAACAUUGAAAAUAAUACCUUUGCACUUCGGCACGUCGGGUACACGAAGUUUUGAGCUUCAGACGUCGAUGGAACGACAAAAAAAACUUGGAAAGACCAAAAGGGACCCUAGAUGUAUCCCCUUCUGGUGCAUUUAAUUCCCGAUAGGUGUAUUGCAGAACGCGAUCAAAUUGACAUUUGUCUUUUUGUUUUCACUGGUUUUCACGUGGAGGAGUCAUACAGUACUCUUCUGAGACAACAUUCAUUUCCUAAUAUAGAAAUCUAGGGCACGGUGAACAAAGAAAUAACAUUAUCAUGGUACGUGUAAUUAGUCAGGAAACCUACGAUGAGGUUGUUAACGAAAAUAUCGAACAAUUUUCGAUGUCUCCCGAGGAAGCUGUUGAAGAUGCUGUAAAACAAUUCGAAGCUCAGGGCAUAGACUUGAGCAACAUCAUUAAAGAUUUAAUUAUCAGCGAUGAUAGUAGUUUAAUAGUGUCUUGCCUAACUCAAAUUAAUAAUGCCAUUGAGGAUCAGAAUUAUGACAAUGUUUCACACGUAUUAGACAAGUUAAGGAAUGAAUUAGAUAAAGAUAUUUCACGUAGGGUAUAUGCAGGAAAAAAGGGAGGAUACGAUUCUUUAAUAAAAUUAAUGAAAACUUGUCCUAAUAAUAUUUCAAUAACAAGAGCAGCCUUGAAAACUAUUACUUCAUUGAUGAUGGGUAAUCCAGACCUAUUAAACGAAGAAGGAAUAGCUUUACAAAUGCACAUUUUAGACAACCAUUCAGACAUUCCAACGUUACAAUGCCUUUUGCGUUGGAUAAGAGAGUGUUGUAUAAAACAUGAGCUUAACAGACAGGGUAUUUUCAAUGCAGACAUUUUCAAUAAACUUAAGAAAAUAUUAGUUCAGGAUAAUGCAAGCGCAUCAGAAAUAAGAGAUGCUUGUGCUGUAAUUAGAGCUCUGGUAUUAGAUGAUGACAUUAGACACGAAUAUGGAAAAGCUCACGAGCAUGCAAGCGUUAUCGCAAAAGGAGCUCUCAAUAUCCUUACUAAUUUAAUGCCAAAAUUCAAAAAAGAUAAAGGAAUUGUAGGAGAUUUGAUGAUAACUCUAGCUGCUCUAAUAGUGAGAAAUGAGUUUUGUCAGGAGGUAGAGGCUGCAGGAGGAUUAAAAUUUGUGAUAGACGUUAUGAUCGACCAUCCAGACUCUGAGAAAUUAAAUUGGCAAGCUCUGAAAUUACUAAAAGCUCUGGCUGGAAACGACGAUGUGAAGUCUCAAAUUGUAACAUCAGGUUGUGGCCCCUUGAUUGUUUCUGCCAUUAGUAGGCUCAAAGGCUCUGAGUGUGUAGUGACUGCUGGACUUGCAUGUAUUUCUGCAUUAACACUGAGGUGUCCCUCAAACGCUGGUGUGUUUUACGAUUGCGGAGCAGCGCUUAUAAUAGUAGACGCGAUGAAAGCUUACCCUAAAAACAUAAAUGUUUUGAAACAAGCUGCUUGGGCCAUCAGAAAUAUGUCCGUAAGAAAUAAAGCAGAGUGUAAUGAAUUUAUUGCUCACGGUAUAGAAGAUGUCUUGGGAAAUGCCUUGCGACAACAUGGCCCUAAGAUCGAAAGUGACGUGAAAGCAGCCUUAAGGGAUCUGGGAUUAAAGGUAGAAUUGAAAGAAAGAUGGACUGGAAAGGGUGGUUCCUUGAACCACCCGGUCGAUUAAUAACCACGACAUUCGGUUUUAAAAUGUUCCAGCCACUUUUAUAUGUUUCGCUUACAAACGACGAAAUAAAUUGUCGAAAAAUAAACAACUAACAUAGUAUUUUUUCCUUUUUUGUAGUACGACAUAAUAUCUAUACAAAUAUUGUUAUAUAUAUAUAUGUAUGUAUAUACACAUAUAUUGAUUUUUUAACUUACUUUUUAUACACUCUCAUAUAUAUAUUUAUAUGUUGUGUAUCAAUAUAGAUUGAUAAUAAACAUUAUAUCUUUAAUUAUCUUUAAUUAUCUUUAACGCGAUAAAGCAUGCGAUUAGUCACACAUAAACCGCUCGAACAUUAAUCCAUUUAGCUGUUAUCUUGAUGGUUUAUUUUCACGUUGAAUCAAAUUUUCAUUACAUACAUAUACCUAUAUUUUUUUGUUGAGUAAAUACAUGAAAUUCUCUUUGUGAAUUACAAUUAAUUGAAAAGUGUAUGUUAUUUGCUAAAAGACUCCAGACAGUUUAAAUUUGUUUUAUUGAAUUUUUCGAUGAAAUGUAAGCUCGAUCUUUUAGUGUUGCUUUAAUUCAGAAUUCCGAAUUUCUUUUUGAGCAAAGUCAGGUAAUGUGUUCGAUUACAUCGAAGAUAACAUUGAAUAUUGAUUUACAUUCAUAUUAAACACUGAACAUCCAUAUCGUACAACGUCGAUUUAAUUUUGUUCCAUCAGUCCACACUCUCUCCGCGUUUCUUGACGCAUUUUUAUAAGAGAAAAUACAAUGGAAAAUUUUCAUAAAACUAUCCCUUGAAAUAUUUUAACAGUGAAUUUGUAUUCUUCACAAAGUUGAAAGACACUGAGAAACGAUUUGAAACUUAUCCACUUUAUUUUUUGUUCAAACGGGAAACAUUCAGAAAAGCUAAGGGUUAAUUUGAUAACAAAUCUCUUACGAUAGACGAUAAUAUUUGUUCGAUAUUAUAGAAUACACAAAUUACGAUAUUGAAAACCGCGCUUCGAUCAGCGACGGUUUUCACAUUGAUACAUUUAUUGUUUGUUCGUUGUACUUCACUCCUGCAAGAGACUACGAUUGUAUCACAGUCUUUGACGAGAUCACAUUUGCUUAAAAGCGAAUGCGAUAAUACAAUAGAGAAACAUUUUUUUCCAUAUAAACAGCGAGGAAACGAGACGCAAAGUGUUUCGUUCUUGUAAAAGAAUCACAGAGAAUGUAUCUACUUUCAUCGAAGUGUACUUUGUAGUUAGAGAAAUUGUGUAAAAAAAAUAUAUAUGUUUAUAUAUACAGAUUCGAAAAUGGACCAUAUGGAAAUAUAAGAGAUUGUUUAGGUUGUUCUUUUUAAGAACGAAAAUGAUUUUUCUGUACUGAAAACAUCCUACCUUAUUUAUCCAUUCUGUAGAUAGUUUUACUUUUAACACGUUGACUGUCACGAUACAUAAUUAGAAUAAAUAAUUUGGAAUAUCCGGUAGUUCGAGUCAACAAUUUAAGACAUCUAGAGUUAAGGCUUUAAGAUUAGAAAAAUAGUCCUUAGUAUCCUUAAAAAAUACUAUGGCAUGCCGUUCUAUGUAGAAUGAUGUAACAUACAUAUAUAAUUACUAUUUUUUACUGUGCCAGUGAACGUGUUAAUCCAUUUGCAUCGGAAGGAUCUAAUUUGUAAACCACAGCAAUAAAGUUCACCGAUAUCAGCAUACUUUACAUGUUGUAACUGUAACCGAUGCAAAUGGAAGCGAAUUCGUGCUGAAACAAUAAAUCGAAGUGCGAACUAAACAUGGUGCUCGUGUUAGUAUGUAUGUAUGUACAAUACAAUGUUGAAAUGCAGAUAAUGAUUGUAUCUGUUCGAAACGCAUCUCCUAGAUCAGGAGGAUACAAUACUUUAAGCUCAUUUCAA